Molecule: messenger RNA, 928 nt
Organism: Nomascus leucogenys (northern white-cheeked gibbon)
Lineage: Eukaryota; Metazoa; Chordata; Mammalia; Primates; Hylobatidae
Exons: 1
Coding region: 284-901 (205 amino acids)
Source: RefSeq, a predicted model, not a curated record
CCACCUGCCCGGCCAGAAGCGCCGGGGCCGCCCCGGGACGUCGCCCUGGUUACGCUGGCUCUUUCUCCCCGUCUUUUUUCGUUUUAAGAUGUGAGAAGAGAUGGGAUUCUUCAAUCAAGGCCACAAGCGGGAAAUCAGUCUGCAGGACCGAUGCCAGCAGGCUCACGCACCGAGGACAGCUACUCCGCCCAGAUGAGAAGCGCGGGGCCCUGACGCGGGCGCGCUCCUCGCAUUCUUCCGUUGGGCUGGGAGGCUGGAGGGCAGGCGGCGGCGGCGGCCGCGCAUGCGCCGGGAGCGGCCGGAGCUGCGGGCCGCGGAGAGCCGCCUGCGCCUGCACGCUGGUUGCCUGGCUACGGCGUGGCCGCGGACCCCGAGCGACGCCGGAAGUUGGUCGAUGGCUGCCGUCAGUCCCUGUCCAGCGUCCUGGGGUUUCCCCGACGCAUACUCUACUGUCCUUUCGCUCUGCACAGAGGCCCGGGCAGGGAGGGGCGGCCUGGCCACUGCGCGGAGCCCGGUCUCCGCCGACUCGCAAGGGGGACGCGCGGGCUCCUCGUCCUCAAGCGCCGCCCUGCGCCUUUGCUGCGCCGGGCCCUCCCAGGCCCACCCUGGCCCCGGCCCCGCUGUCCUCCCGGGGAGGCGCGGCCUACUCGGUUCGUCCCCUCGGCCGCCAGCCCCACAGGGGCGCUGGGGUCCCAGCCCUGGCGGAGUGCACGUCGGUGGCGAGUGGGCCCGGGCGCUCGGGCGGCCAGAGCGACCCAGCGGCGGGGUGAGGCGGGUAGGCGCUCCUGCCCCUGCCACGGCCAGGCCGGGCAGCAUCCACAUCCUCCCGCGGAAGAUCGCAGGGAACAGGUGGGCACUAUCAUCUGUGCCCUCAUUUUCCGGAGGAGCCGAGGGAGGCUGAGCGGGUGGGGAAGCGGCCAGCCAUGCC